Ilex paraguariensis (yerba mate) is the source of this 288-nucleotide messenger RNA. The record is from the annotation of a GenBank genome assembly. Lineage: Eukaryota; Viridiplantae; Streptophyta; Magnoliopsida; Aquifoliales; Aquifoliaceae.
AUGCCUCAGCCUGGUAACUCCGGUGAAGAGCACUCCUCCGGCGAAGAUCACUUACUCGACGAAGACCAUUCCAACGAAGGAUUUUGCAAAAGCGAAGAUCCCAAAUUCCAGUUAGCUCUCAGUUACCUAAAUCCGAAAUCCCCUUUCCCAAUCAACCCAAAUCUCUCAGUUACCCUCUCCACUCCUCCGACGAAGUCCACUCAGGCGCAGGCAACUAACUCCGUCGAAGACCACUCCUUCGAUGAAGAUCACUUACUCAACGAAGACCAUUCCAACGAAGGAUUUUAA